Molecule: messenger RNA, 1492 nt
Organism: Hevea brasiliensis (rubber tree)
Lineage: Eukaryota; Viridiplantae; Streptophyta; Magnoliopsida; Malpighiales; Euphorbiaceae
Exons: 8
Coding region: 84-1190 (368 amino acids)
Source: RefSeq, a predicted model, not a curated record
AGAGGUUGAAGGGAGAGGGCAAGGCAAAGGCAGUAGCCAUCACAGAAAUCCCAAGAAGAAGAAAGAAGCAAAACCCUUUCAUCAUGGGAGCAGAAGCCUUGCCCAGGAAUGAAGAUGUUGCUCCAGCUGCUGCUUCUUCUCAUCCUCUCAUACUGGGUCUCCAGCCUGCUGCUCUCAUAGACCAUGUGGCCCGUGUUGAUUUGUCCUUGCUGCAUCAAGUCCCCGGUGAACCCGGCGGCUCCAUACCCGUUGCAAUUCAAGACCUUCAGCAAAUUUUAGGAGAGGUUAAAACUCAUAUGCUUACUUCCCCUGGUGAGACAUCUCCUAUGUUAACAAUUGCUGGGGGCAGUGUAGCCAAUACCAUUCGGGGUCUUAGUGCAAACUUUGGAGUCUCUUGUGGGAUUAUUGGGGCUUAUGGGGAUGAUGAGGAAGGCCAGUUGUUUGCUAGUAAUAUGGGCUUUAGUGGGGUGAACAUCUCGAAAUUGAGGAGGAAGAAGGGACCGACGGGUCAGUGUGUUUGUUUGGUUGAUGCAUUGGGCAAUCGUACAAUGCGACCUUGCCUGUCAAGUGCUGUGAAAGUUCAGGCUGAUGAAUUGACCAAGGAAGAUUUUAAGGGCUCCAAGUGGCUGGUAAUAAGAUACGGAAAAUUCAAUAUAGAAGUUAUUCAAGAAGCAAUUCAGAUUGCAAAGCAGGAGGGUCUUUAUGUCUCAUUGGAUUUGGCCAGUUUUGAGAUGGUUCGAGACUUCAGACCACCUCUCCUUCAAUUGCUAGAGUCAGGGGACAUAGACCUCUGCUUUGCUAAUGAGGAUGAAGCAAUGGAACUUCUUGGAGGUGAACAAAAUACUGAUCCUGAGGCACCGCUACAAUUCUUGGCUGAACAUUGCAAGUGGGCUGUAGUGACUUUAGGUCGUAAUGGGUGCAUUGCAAAGCAUGGAAAAGAGACUGUCCGGGUUCCAGCCACUGGGGAAGCAAAGGCAGUCGAUGCCACUGGAGCAGGAGACCUCUUUGCCAGUGGGUUUUUGUAUGGACUGGUGAAGGAAUUAUCUUUGGAGGAAUGCUGCAAAAUUGGUGCAUGUAGCGGCGGAUCAGUUGUUCGCUCACUUGGGGGUGAGGUGACCCCAGAGAACCGGAAAUGGAUGUACAAACAAAUGCAGAUCAAGGGCCUCCCUGUUCCUGACAUCCGCAAUUGAUGCCACAAAUUGCAUACAAGUGAAGUGAUUGCUUUUCAAUCAAUCCAUACAAUUUAGUAUCUCAUAUGAGAAAAGAGGCAGCUGUAGUUGCAUUUUGGGGCUAAUUUUAUGAGGACAACCAUUUCUCUACUGAAAUAAGCAACGUAUUAACUGUUCAUUCACUAAGGCUCAUUUAUAUGUCAUUCUGCUGGACAUAACAGUAGAGGCUCAUUUAUAUCUCAUUCUGCUGGACAUAACAGUAGAGACAAUUUAAUUGUAUACGAAAAGAGAUUUUAGGCUUCAUUGCAUUUUACUUGACAUAA